AUGUUCGCAACCCUCUAUUUUUUCUUACCAUUUAGUGCAGCUGGAGCUUUUAUCGCAAAUGUGAUUUAUUUGAUUGUGGUUACUGUAGGAAUCCGGAAAGGUAAAUUACCUUUAAAACGAUAUGCAUUGACUAUAAACCGAACAUGCGCCGAUAUUUUCACAAUUCUGGUCGGCGCCUAUUUUUAUAUGAAACAAAAAAUGGAGAGAUGCGAUUCCCAUAUUUGCCUCCCAGUGGAAUCUGGUGUCUCGCGAUAUGUACUUCAAGUUGUAUUUGUUUUAAAUUACUGGUGUGUCAGUUUGUCAUAUUCUGGAAUUGCUGUUCUUACCAACUACGCUGUGAAUCUAACUUCCAUGAAAGUGGCGAAAUAUAUAGUGAUGGGGUGGAUGGCUCUUCUCUUUUGUUUUUUCCUAUGUGUCCUAUUGGUUCAUCAAGGAGAGUUGGAUUAUAACAGUAAUUCCGUUAUCCAUUUGUUUCUCGAUGACUUUGAUUCUGAUGAGUACAUCGGAGAAUGGAUCGUUGAUCUGUGCCAGCAUAUCAAUACACAUCCAGGAACACGGAGUCUUAUAGUUACAAUUUUGCCACCGAUACUCUUUUAUUUGAUAUCCGUUGUCAGCUAUGUAUUCAUUAUUCACCUCCUAUUCUCCAGGAGAAAAGUUUCCUCAUACCACCGACAUUGGGGAUCGAUGCUUCGCCUUGGUAUUCAUUUAAUUCUAUUUGCUGGAACAUGUGCACUAACUGGAACAGCUUAUCUCGGAUCGUUUUCUAUUGGAAACUUUUGUGAGCAGCAUCAAAAGAACGAACCAAUGUGUCUAGAAGCAGUCGUAUCAUACAUGUGGAACACAGCAGCCGCUCUCAUCGGAUGGAUAUGCCGAAUGGUCAUCGACGCAACAGUUGAUACGGUAGACAUUGCGUGCUUCUUCAUUAUUCAUUCGAAGAUAUCCUGUCAUAAAACAUCAACUGGUCCGUCUAGGAAAUCUGAAAGCGUCCAAAUGGAAUCUCUCAUCAAAAAACCGCCAUCCAGAACUCGGAGACUUAAAAUUACAGCACAAAAAAAAGCAACGAUUCUGGAAGAGAGUAUCGCUUGA
This is a messenger RNA of Caenorhabditis briggsae, 1086 nucleotides long. NCBI's taxonomy places the organism in Eukaryota, Metazoa, Nematoda, Chromadorea, Rhabditida, Rhabditidae. The record is from RefSeq and is a predicted model, not a curated record. The transcript is spliced from 6 exons. Bases 1 to 1086 code for a protein of 361 amino acids.